Molecule: messenger RNA, 2490 nt
Organism: Trichomonas vaginalis G3
Lineage: Eukaryota; Parabasalia; Trichomonadida; Trichomonadidae
Product: ATPase activity, coupled to transmembrane movement of substances
Exons: 1
Coding region: 1-2490 (829 amino acids)
Biological process (GO): transmembrane transport; lipid transport
Cellular component (GO): intracellular membrane-bounded organelle; membrane
Molecular function (GO): ATP binding; lipid carrier activity; ATP hydrolysis activity
Source: RefSeq, a predicted model, not a curated record
AUGUUUGAAAGUGAAGAAACAAAGCACCUUGUUAGUGGCGGAUCGUGGAACAACAGACACCCCAGCUUCUUCAAGGAGACAAGAAGCUUGUUUCGUAGAUCGUUUUUGAAUAAAAUUAGAGACAAAGGAGUUAUUGCUUCCGAAAUUAUUGCAACAGUUAUUAUAUCGAUUCUUGCCGUAUUUUGGAAUUUUGCUAAUAACCCUCAUGAGGCUGUUACGGAAACGAAAUUCUUAAAUGCUUCCGAAUUAUUUGGAAAUAUCGUUUUAAUAUACAACCAAAUGUAUACAAUGGGUAAAGGUGGUAACUAUGUUGCUGGUCCUUCCAAUUCAAAGACAUUAAGGUCAUUAAUAUCAAAAACUUGGGGAGCAACAAAAUUGCCAGUCCUAGACUACGAAAAAUAUGAAAAAACUAAAAGUAUUAUACUAAGCCUCAAACGUCUUGUUAAUGUAAGCAGAGAAUUCGUAUACGUUAGAGAAUAUAAACGAAUUAUUGAGAGAAUUAACGAAAAUGAAGCAUUCUCUGUUGGCAUCUGGUGGGAUAAUGCCGACGAUGAGACGUAUUGGUCCAAUUUAACCGCUCAUAUUUUUGAAUCACAGACAAACUUCUUUACUUACCAUAUUAACGUCGAUUUCAUGGCCCUUCUCGCAUACGAAACUGUUGGAGAAAAGCUAAAAACUACAAAUGCAAAGCUAAACGACGUUUUGACAGAUUAUAUCAAUAAUAUGGAUGUAAAUCAAUCGGAAAAGGACUAUUUACAAGAGCACAUGAAGUUCUGGCCAUAUCAGAACAGUUCAGAAGGCUUCAAACUCCCUAAUAUCAUGACAUCAAAAAUGCAUCGACCAAAAGUAACGAAUCAGCUUCAAAUCGAUGUUGUUGUUGCCUUGUUUUCAGCUAUACCUAUUGUUAUUGCAUCAUUACCUGAUUUAUCAUUAGUUUUGAACGACAAAGAAUCUCAUAUGAUGACUUUUCUUUACAUAAUGGGUGCAACAGAGACAUCGUAUUGGUUAGUUAACAAUAUCUCAACAUUUUGUAUGUGUUUUGUUCCUUAUCUUGUUAUAGAUAUAUUGUUUAGUACAUGGUUAUGUAUGGCAGGCACUGAUUUUAGUUUAUUAUUUGUUUUAUCGAUGUUAUUUAUUUUGUCUUAUAUACAAUUCCAGAAUUUCUUUUCUACUUUCUUUAACAAAGCAUCAGGUGCUAGAAUAUUAACUGUUAUUUUCUUGAUUUCUUGUAUUUUCUUUAGUUACAUGAAUUCUGUUUAUACUUUAACAGGACCAAAAGUAACGAAACAUUUGUUUUCUUUGAUUCCUUUUGUUUCAUAUCAAUUAAGUAUUGCUGUUAUGUAUGAAGAAGUUAGAUUGAAUAGACCUCCAAUAGGAUGGAAAGAUAUCAAAGAAGAAAAAUAUAGAUAUCCUAUUUAUUAUUCUUUUAUUUGGUUACCUAUUGAUUUUGUUUUAUGGGGUUUGUUGUUUUUGUUCUUUAAUGCUGUGAAUGAUAGAGAGUUUGGUAAUCAACCUUUGAAACUCAAGAAUUUGUUUAAGAAGAAACAAACUAAUUUACAUGAUUUGGAGGGUGAUAAAAUAAUUGUCGCUGAAGAUGUAAUGAAAAGAUAUCCGAAAUCUGACAAAAACGCAAUUGAUGUUGUUUCUUUUGGUGUUUCUAGAGGAGAAAUCAUUGUAAUGAUCGGUCCAAAUGGUGCCGGAAAAUCAUCUAUUUUAAAUGUUUUGAGUGGUUCUAUUCCUUUGACAAAUGGAAAGAUAUAUUUAGAAGAUUCUUCUUAUGGAAAAACAAACAAAAAUUUGGGAAUUGUUUUCCAAGAUAACGUGAUUUAUAAACAUUUGUCAAUAAGAGAACACUUAGAAAUAUUUGGAAGAAUAAGAGGUUUAGAUGAACAAGUUCUUCAAGAAAGUAUUGAUUUCUUUUGUGAUAAUUUGCAGUUGAAAGAAAUGCUUCCAAAUAGAGCUGGUGAUUUAUCUGGAGGACAAAAAAGAAAAUUGUGUAUCGCUAUGUCUUUGUUAGGAAAUCCACCAAUUAUAAUGAUGGAUGAACCAACAGCUGGUGUUGAUGUGCAGGCAAGACAAUUGAUAUGGAAAUCAAUAUCAAAUCUUAAGAAUUCUACUUGUAUAAUUACAACGCACGCAUUGGAAGAAGCUGAAGCUGUUUCUUCAAGAAUUUUCGUUGUUUCAAAAGGAAAAAUUCCGUUCAUUGGAACUUCAACGGAACUAAGAAGCAAGUUUAAGUGUGGAUACAAUAUUAGCUUCGUUUGUGAGAAGUCAAGAAUGGAUGAUAUAUUUGAAGAAAUAAAGAAAUUUGCUCCUGACGCAGUAAUGAAUGAAGAAAAAGAAAAUUCUGUGAUGGUUCCUGUCACAAGCAAGAUAUCGGAUCUACUUAUUUACCUUGAUGACAAUGAUGAAAAACUUGGAAUAGAAAGAUACACAUUCACAAUUGAACAGUUAGAAGAUACUUUGCUAAGAAUUAUUGAAUCAAAUUAA